AAGCGCUUUGUCAUCCAUUAACUGGAUUGCAAAAAUUCGAUAAUCAUGAAUCCACUGAAUAUAUUGAUCCGCGGUGCCUCUGUGCUGGUCCUGGUGUGCUUAGUGGCCGCCGCCCCACAAGGAUACGGUGCCGGAGGCGACGGCGGGCUGGGAGUCGAUCUCGGCGGCACAGGAGGCCACGGCGGCAGCGGCGUUGGAGGCGGCAGUGUGCUUCCUUUCGUCUUGGCCGGGAAGGGUGUGCUUCCUGAAAGUGCUAUUGGUGGCGUAAAUGGAGGCACUACUGGAGGAGUCAUUGGUGGGGAAUACAGCGUACCAAGUGCUGGUGCUGCUGGAGGCUUUGACGUCGAUGUAGCUGGAGGCUUCGAUGCUGGCGUUGCUGGAGGUUUCGAUACUGACGUUGCUGGAGACUUCGAUGCUGGCGUUGGCAUCGGCGAGGAAGUCUCCCAUGUCAGCCCCCCUGUCAGCGUAUAUGAUGCACCACACUAA
This is a messenger RNA of Penaeus monodon (black tiger shrimp), 486 nucleotides long. Its product is annotated as glycine-rich protein 23-like. The record is from RefSeq and is a predicted model, not a curated record. Lineage: Eukaryota; Metazoa; Arthropoda; Malacostraca; Decapoda; Penaeidae. The transcript is spliced from 2 exons. Bases 46 to 486 code for a protein of 146 amino acids.